Molecule: messenger RNA, 1310 nt
Organism: Carica papaya (papaya)
Lineage: Eukaryota; Viridiplantae; Streptophyta; Magnoliopsida; Brassicales; Caricaceae
Source: RefSeq, a predicted model, not a curated record
GAAAAAAAAAAUAGAGCUUUUUGCCCUCAAGCCCCAAGGGGGUGGUAGGUGCACCCAAUUCGUCUCAUUUUUCAUUCACCAACCCCCUUCUGACAUAUCUUCUGGAAAAAAAAAGAGAAAAACCUGCUUGUUUGCUAAUAAAUCCUCAUUUCCACACCUACCCAUUUUCUGAUUCAAGUGUUUCGAUAUUGGGUUAGCCUCGGACUUCUCAAAGAUCCUGUCUUUCCAACCGGGUCGAUUCGUGAUUUGAUUCAUACGACCAUGGAUUUGGAGUUACUGCAAAAAAUGGAUGUUCAGGUUAUUGUGGGUGUUGCAGUAGCUGUUUUGGCUGUUGGUGCCGGAGCUGCCUACUUGCUUUCCUCCAAGAAGCCCAAAGGCUGCCUGGAUCCUGAGAAAUUCAAGGAGUUUAAACUUGUCAAGCGCGCACAACUGAGCCAUAAUGUGGCAAAGUUCACAUUUGAGCUUCCAACUCCUACUUCAGUUUUGGGUCUUCCUAUUGGACAGCAUAUAAGUUGCAGGGGCAAGGAUAGCGAAGGCCAAGAGGUCAUCAAACCUUAUACCCCAACAACGUUGGAUUCUGAUGUUGGACAUUUUGAACUAGUUAUUAAGAUGUAUCCGCAAGGAAGAAUGUCACACCAUUUCCGAGAGAUGCGUGUUGGUGAUUAUCUUGCUGUGAAAGGUCCCAAGGGGAGGUUCAAGUAUCAACCUGGUCAAGUUAGAGCAUUUGGGAUGCUUGCUGGAGGCUCUGGCAUCACUCCUAUGUUCCAGGUUGCUAGAGCUAUAUUAGAAAACCCAAAAGACAAGACAAAGGUAUACCUCAUUUAUGCCAAUGUCACAUACGAAGAUAUUCUUUUAAAGGAAGAAUUAAAUGGCCUUGCUACUAAAUUCCCUGACCGGUUCAAAGUCUAUUAUGUUCUGAAUCAGAACAUUGAUUUUGAUGAUAUAAUGACAGAUACUGAGAUGUGGGCCGCCCCCAUGAACAAGGCCAUGACUGAUCACCUUGAAGCUCUUGGAUACACACCCGAAAUGCAAUUCCAGUUCUGAUUCUUCUGUCUGGAUGACAAUGCAAAUAACUCUGUGUGUGUCCUUUACAUGACAUUUUCCUUCCACCCAUCAGCUUAUAGGCUCUAAAUUUUACCAUUGAAGAUUGGAACAAAUUGGUACUUGGUUUCCCCUUCAAAGACUUGAGAUGAAUUUUUCAUUGAGUUUAUUCGAACGGCAAUAGGAUCAUUACAAUUCGCCAUGUACUGUAAUACUGUAACAUUUAAUGAAUGAUGCAAGCUAAUUCAUCCUCAUUUUUGCCACCCUCA